Messenger RNA from Aspergillus ochraceoroseus IBT 24754, 1839 nucleotides. RefSeq names its product alpha-keto acid decarboxylase family protein. Lineage: Eukaryota; Fungi; Ascomycota; Eurotiomycetes; Eurotiales; Aspergillaceae. Gene Ontology annotation, molecular function: magnesium ion binding; thiamine pyrophosphate binding; carboxy-lyase activity. The coding region runs from base 1 to 1716 and encodes 571 amino acids. The record is from RefSeq and is a predicted model, not a curated record. The transcript has 5 exons.
AUGGCAACCGACAUAGCUACAAGGGAGCUUCGUCAGCCUAUGGAUGUCGCGGAAUACCUUUUUCGUCGUCUCCAUGAGGUUGGGGUACGUUCGAUCCAUGGUGUUCCUGGGGACUAUAACCUUGUUGCUUUAGAUUACCUCCCGAAGUGUGGUCUGCAUUGGGUUGGAAACUGCAAUGAACUCAAUGCUGGUUACGCCGCCGACGGUUACGCUCGAGUUAAUGGAAUUGGUGCUUUGGUAACUACUUUCGGUGUAGGCGAGCUCUCGGCACUCAAUGCCGUUGCUGGAGCCUUUUCUGAGUUUGUGCCGAUCGUUCACAUUGUUGGCCAACCACAUACAAGGUCGCAGAAAGAUGGCAUGCUGCUGCACCACACCUUGGGCAAUGGAGAUUACAAUGUGUUUGCUGCGAUGAGUGCCGGAAUUUCAACGACUAUGGCGCGAUUGAACGAUACUCAUGAGGUGGCAACGCUUAUCGACAAUGCUAUCCGGGAAUGUUGGAUUCGAAGCCGGCCCGUCUACAUCACGCUUCCUACGGACAUGGUGACGAAGAAGAUCGAGGGAGAAAGGCUCAAUACCCCAAUUGACCUCUCCCUCCCCCCUAAUGAUCCUGAAAAAGAGGACUAUGUGGUGGAUGUUGUCCUUAAAUAUCUGCAUGCUGCGGAGAGGCCAGUAAUCUUGGUAGAUGCUUGUGCCAUUCGCCAUAGGGUGCUGGAGGAGGUUCACGACUUGAUUGAAGCCUCUGGGCUGCCUACAUUCGUGGCCCCCAUGGGCAAGGGAGCUGUAAACGAGGCUCAUAAGUCGUACGGCGGUGUUUAUGCUGGCACUGGAUCUAACCCUGCAGUCCGCGAGCAGGUUGAAUCUUCGGACCUUAUCCUCAGCAUUGGUGCCAUCAAGUCUGAUUUCAACACCACCGGCUUCUCCUAUCGCAUUGGGCAGCUGAACACGAUUGACUUCCACAGCACAUUCGUCCGCGUCAGAUAUUCAGAAUAUCCGGACAUCAAUAUGAAAGGGGUUCUGCGCAAAGUGAUCCAAAAGAUGGGUGCUGUCAAUGCUAGACCUGCUCACUAUGUCUCGAACCAAGUGCCAGAGGUUGAGCAAGCCUCAAGCACGCAAGCCAUCACCCACGCCUGGUUGUGGCCCACGGUUGGCCAGUGGAUGAAGGAAAACGACAUUGUUAUUACCGAAACUGGCACUGCAAACUUCGGAAUCUGGGAUACUCGGUUCCCCCCGAAAGUCACGGCUAUCAGUCAAGUCCUUUGGGGUAGCAUCGGCUACUCCGUCGGAGCUUGCCAGGGCGCUGCAUUGGCUGCCAAGGAGCAGGGUAAUCGCCGGACGCUGCUGUUCGUUGGUGAUGGAAGCUUCCAGCUUACUGUACAGGAAGUCAGCACAAUGAUCAGGAAUAACCUCAAUCCAAUCAUUUUUGUGAUUUGCAACAACGGCUAUACGAUUGAACGGUUUAUCCAUGGAUGGGAUGAAGGCUACAACGAUAUCCAGACCUGGGAUGUUAAAGGAAUUCCUGUUGCAUUCGGCGGAAAGGACAAGUACAAGGGCUACAAAGUCACAACCAGGGAUGAACUUACAGAACUGUUUGCCAAUGAGGAGUUCUCCUCGGCUCCAUUCUUGCAGUUGGUUGAGCUCCAUAUGCCCUUGGACGAUGCUCCUGCGGCUUUGAAAAUCACGGCUGAAGCGGCGGCCUCCAGGAACGACAAGAAGUAGGGUGCACGUAGCAUUCUGCAGGGCAAGGGGGGUAGAUCGCCUAAUUGAUGCACGACAACUCGAAUUAUCUAUUCUUUUACCCUAGAGAACUUAAAUAAUAAUGACCACUCAAUUGAUCACUUC